Molecule: messenger RNA, 1281 nt
Organism: Tachysurus fulvidraco (yellow catfish)
Lineage: Eukaryota; Metazoa; Chordata; Actinopteri; Siluriformes; Bagridae
Product: tumor necrosis factor receptor superfamily member 5-like
Exons: 8
Coding region: 267-1016 (249 amino acids)
Biological process (GO): positive regulation of peptidyl-tyrosine phosphorylation; positive regulation of T cell migration; negative regulation of alpha-beta T cell proliferation
Cellular component (GO): external side of plasma membrane; membrane
Molecular function (GO): protein binding; transmembrane signaling receptor activity
Source: RefSeq, a predicted model, not a curated record
AGUGCACGGUAGAAAGCAAAAGAGAGCAUGCCCACACAUCAGUGAGUGCGGAGUCCUGUCCGAGAAGCUUGUCCGAUAAAGUUACUAAUUUAAAAUCAGUUCUUUGUUUUUGGAUACCCAAAGCACCGGAAAAGUGGUCCGGGGCUGUGAGCGGACCUGGGACGUUGUUGGGGCCGUUGUUGGAUGAAAAUAUUCUUCCCCAACAAAUCUGAAUGCUUGACAAAAAUUCAGAAAGUGAAUGAGCUGCAUUAGCAGUGUGGCAGGCCAUGAUGAAUGGGGAGGAAAGAUUAAUUACUUCUUUUUUGAGAUGUCAGCAUUUUCUGGAAUGUUUACCAGUUUGGUGCCUACUUUUUGUUUUUGCCAUUUUCUUCCUGAAUAUUGAACUGGGUAUUUGCACUUGUGCACAAGGUGAAUUUGAGAUAAAUGGAGAAUGCUGUCCCAUGUGUUCACCUGGACACCACAUUAAAAGUCCUUGCUCUGAAUUCACCAGUACAACGUGUCUGCCGUGUCCUGACUCAACAUACGCUGCUAAACCUAAUGACCAUUUUGUUUGUUCUCAGUGUACCAUGUGCAAUACUGUAAAUGGACUAAGAGUAAAGGCAAAUUGCACACAGACGUCAGAUACAGUCUGUGAGCCGCUGGAGGGAUUUUACUGUACUGAAGAAUACAGUGUCGGCUGCAGUUAUGCUGUGGAACACACAAAAUGUAGCUCUGGACAAUACAUAAAGCAGAAAGGUACAAAGGCAUCAGAUACCGUUUGUGAGCCCUGUUCUCCAGGUUUUUAUUCUCCUAAAGUUGUGAACUGCUCUAAAUGGACAGACUGUUCAGUCAGAAAUGAGAUUGAGGACAAAGAAGGCACUUCCAUUAAAGAUAUUCAGUGCAAACCACAAAGGAAAAGAUAUGGUCUCAUAGCAGCUUUGCUCACAACUGCAGUUGUUUUACUCUUCUUACUUCUACUUUUAUAUUUGAAACACAGAAGUAGAAGAACCUUAAAAACAGUGUUUACAGUCCUGUAGAGCAACCAGAUCCUCAAGCCCAUAUGUACACCACCAUCCAGUCAACUGAAGAGCUGAAAUGUUAGCACAGGAUCUGCAGUCACAACUUGAUGCUGCUGUUCAGAUCGCACCUUACAUAGCUUUGGAAAUUGAUGAACUGAUUGUUAUUAAUGACACUGCUCAUUUUGUGGUGUACUGUAUCUGUAUUCAGAUUUUACCAUGCAGGGAAGAAAGAUUUCAUUAAGGGCCAUCUUGGAGGAUCGAUUUUCUCAGAGCAUCCUCAUCG